AUGUCGGACUCAGAGCAGGAUGCAACUGUCCUCGGUAAAAGAACACGGAACGGACGCGAUGAAACUGAAGGUGUCACCGGCAGAGCUGCAGAGAAGACGGAAGCGGCUGCUGUUCCUGUGGAAGGAGACGAUGAAGACGACGACGAUGUCGGACCUAUGCCCUUACCAGCGGAGAGCAAUCGUAAUGGUGUGGCAAAAAAGAAACGAAAAGUGCUACCACAUGAGAAGUUAUACCUGGAACAUCUCCCCAGCGCCGACCGGUAUUACAAGAGCUUUAUGCACAGAGAUGUUAUCAAUUUCUGCGUCAUGACAAAAACGGACUUCUUGCUCACUACCUCUAUUGACGGGCAUCUCAAGCUGUGGAAGAAGCAGGAGCAAGGGAUCGAGUUCGUAAAACACUACCGUGCACAUCUUGCGCCAAUUAUUGGUGUUUCCGCGAGUGCAGAUGGACAAUUGUUUGCCAGCAUUGCGGAAGAUGGGAGUGCAAAGGUGUUCGACGUAGUCAACUUCGACAUGAUUAAUAUGAUCAAACUGGACUUCACGCCCCAUGCAUGCUGCUGGGUGCAUCGGCGAGGUCAAGCCCAAGGACUGCUAGCUGUUUCAGAUCGGGACAGUGGUACAAUACGUCUAUAUGAUGGACGCGGCAACGGGGCGCCUGUAGAGACGAUUGAUAGGUUGCAUCGGUUCCCAGUACAUCUGAUGACGUAUAGCGACAGAUAUGACUGUGUCAUAUCUGCAGACGAAGGUGGAUUCGUCGAGUAUUGGCAACCGUCGGAGUCAUAUGAGUUACCCAAGAACGUUCCGGGUCUGUGGUCAUUCAAAAGUAACACAGACCUUUAUGAAUUCAAGAAGUCAAAGUCGACUCCAACUUGCAUUACGCUCUCCCCCGAUUCUUCCUCUUUUGUCACCUUCUCUCUCCCUGACCGCCAGAUUCGUAUCUUUUCUUUCCUCAGCGGGAAAAUGACCCGGAAGUACGACGAAUCACUGGCUGCCAUCCAAGAAAUGCAGCAGGCUGGCACGGCAGUGUACAAGGUGGAGGAUAUGGAGUUUGGGCGCCGUCUAGCCGUAGAGAGAGAACUGGAGCUGCCAGGGCCAGAUGGUGUCAUGCCUGGCAGAUGGGCCAAUGUAAUUUGGGAUGAGAGCGGGGCUUUCGUGAUAUAUCCGACAUUGCUCGGGAUCAAAGUCGUGAAUACAUUCACAAACCGAGUUGUACGACUGUUGGGUAAAGACGAAACUGUUAGAUGGACAAAUCUUACACUAUAUCAAGGUGCGCCUGCGAAGAAGGGCCUGACUACUGCUGCAGCGGCAGCAUCAGCAAAUCCUUUGCUCGCGGAAAAGUCAACUCGGGACCCUACGCUCGUAUGCACAGGCUACAAGCGUCAGAGGUUCUAUCUGUUUACCCGCUCUGAGCCUGAGGAUGACAAGUUCGGCGACCGCGACAUCUUCAAUGAAAGACCUACACGUGAAGAGCAGACGAUCGCGACGUCUACUUCUGCGCUUGGCUCCGGCGGUCCCUCACCUGUCGCGAACGCUGCCACUAUCCACACGACCGUUGGCGAUAUGCACCUUCGCCUGUUCCCUCACCAGGCGCCGAAGGCGGUAGAGAACUUCGUGGGUCAUGCGCGCAGUGGAUACUUCGAGGGUAUCAUCUUCCACCGUGUGAUCCCUAAGUUCAUGAUCCAGACAGGAGAUCCUUUGGGAGACGGCACGGGUGGCACAUCUAUCUGGGGCAGAGAAUUUGAGGACGAGUUCUCUGAUGACUUGAAGCACGAUCGGCCAUACACGGUCAGUAUGGCCAACGCAGGACCCAACACCAACGGCUCGCAGUUCUUCAUAACCACGACAGCUACGCCAUGGCUGGACAAGAAGCACACCAUCUUUGGGCGUGUGUUGUCCGGACUGGAGGUCGUGCAUGCGAUUGAAAACGUCAAGACGAAUAAAAUGGACAAACCUUACGAGGAUAUCAAGAUCAUCAACAUCGACGUCGAAUAA
Molecule: messenger RNA, 1992 nt
Organism: Sparassis crispa
Lineage: Eukaryota; Fungi; Basidiomycota; Agaricomycetes; Polyporales; Sparassidaceae
Product: Peptidyl-prolyl cis-trans isomerase cyp15
Exons: 11
Coding region: 1-1992 (663 amino acids)
Biological process (GO): protein peptidyl-prolyl isomerization
Molecular function (GO): peptidyl-prolyl cis-trans isomerase activity; protein binding
Source: RefSeq, a predicted model, not a curated record